UUUGUGGUGAAUUUUUCUCCACCAAAAAAUGCUAUUAUUGAAGGUGCGUGUUCGGGCAUGCGCGCAUCCAUUGCGAGUCUGACGAUGAUGAACGCGCACAGGAGGGUAGCCUCGGUUCCUCCCUCCUUUCGAAUGUAGUAUGGAUUUUAGAUGGGUUGUCGAAAGGAUAAACAUUAACAUGACUUACUUAGUCUAUUAAACGGUGCAUGUUUAGUCUAUCACUAAGUGAAUUAAUUUACAUUAAAAAUAUAUAUAUAAAAUCCGUGCUUUUUAAGAUCAGAAUGCCGGAGUUUAUCUCUGUCGACGGGUUUAUCGCCGAGACCUUGGAGGACUAUAGCUCUCCAACAACCUCGUCCUUCACCACCAAAAUGUCAAGUUGUAGAAACGCAGUAGACCACAUCGAGGAGGCUUUGGACUGUGACAGAACAGUGUUGCAGAAAAUGAAGAAAGCUGCUAAAGCCAAGCAUGCUUCAGGUCAAGACCAUAUCUCCCAUCUGGAGCUGUACAUCAGUUCCAUGGAGAAACUGGUUGUGAAUUUUCACUCCAAUGGAGAUAAGGAAGUGGCCUCUGCCUUCACUAAGUUUGCUGAAUUUUCCAAAGAGCUGUUGACGCCAAUAAAAAACUUGUUAAAGAGCAUGCUGCACAACAUCAACUUCUUCCUGGACUCUCUAGUAAAAGGAGACCUGAAAGAGGUCAAAGGGGAUUUGAAAAAGCCGUUUGACAAAGCAUGGAGGGACUACGAAAAUAAAUUCACCAAGAUCGAAAAGGAGAAGCGGGAGCUAGCCAAGCAGUACGGCAUGGUGCGCACAGAGGUGAGCGGCGGAGAGAUUGCAGAGGAGAUGGAGAAGGAGCGCAGGAUGUUCCAGCUACAGAUGUGUGAGUACCUCAUCAAAGUGAACGAAAUCAAGACUAAGAAAGGUGUCGACCUGCUUCAGAAUCUCAUCAAGCACUAUCACUCCCAGUGCAAUUUCUUUCAGGAGUGCCUGGUGGCCACAGAGAAGCUCAAGCAGUAUAUUGACGAGCUCACAGGAGCGCUGGGCACUAUCAAACACAGACAGGACGAGGAGAAGAGACAACUCUGCUCUCUGAGAGACCAGCUCCGGCCCUCACUGCAGCCUGAGCUCAAAGAGGACUCUUUGAGCAAGCAGACAUUCUACAGCAUGCACCAGCUGCAAGGCAACAAACAUUAUGGCACAGAGAAAGCGGGAUAUCUCUACAAGAGAAGUGACGGGUUGAGAAAGAUGUGGCAGAAGAGGAAUUGCACUGUGCAGAACUGCUACCUAACUAUUGCACAUGGAACUCCCAACAAACCACCAGCCAAACUCAACCUGCUCACGUGCCAAGUCAAGCCCAGUCUGGAGGACAAGAAGUGCUUUGACCUCAUUUCUCAUAAUCGCACAUAUCACUUUCUUGCUGAUGAUGAGCCAGUGUGUGUUGCGUGGAUCUCAGUGCUGACCAACAGUAAGCAGAAAGCCCUUAACGUGGCUCUGGAUGAGCGGAAGUCCAGUGAAGACAACAGUGUUGAGGACCUGACCAGAGCCAUUACCGAGGAUAUCCGCCGCAUGCCCGGCAACAACAUGUGCUGUGACUGUGGGGCGCCAGACCCAACCUGGAUCUCCACAAACCUGGGCAUCCUGACAUGUAUCGAGUGCUCUGGGAUACACAGAGAGAUGGGCGUGCACUACUCCCGGAUCAAGUCUCUUUCCCUGGACAAGCUGGGUACCUCCGAGCUAAUGCUGGCAAAGAACAUGGGAAAUUCAGGCUUCAAUGAGAUAGUGGAAGCCAAUGUCAUGAGUCCCUCACUGAAACCCACGGCAGAAAGUGACAUGAUGGUGCGUAAGGACUUCAUCCUGUGUAAGUACAUGGAGUGUCAGUUUGCCCAGCACAGCAGCAGUUCCUUUUCCACUUUGAGAAGGAAUUUACAAGAGGCAGUGUGCAGCCGAGACAUCUUCAGCCUGCUCCAGCUCUAUGCCGUGAGACUGGACCUCAGCCAACCUCUGGCCAACCCGGUGCAGGAGAAAGGGGAAACUGCACUCCACCUGGCUGUCCUGCUGGCUGAUAGGACCUCGCUUCACAUUGUGGACUUUCUUGUUCACAACUGCAACAAUCUUGAUGUCCAGACUGCCAGGGGAAACAGUGCGUUGCAUUACUGUUGUCUGCACAACAGAACAGAGUGUCUUAAACUGCUUCUCCGAGCCAAGGCCAACAUACAUAACAAGAAUGAGGUGGGCGAGACUGGGCUGGAUAUUGCUAGCAGAUUAAAAAACACGCACUGUGAGGAGCUGAUCAACCAGUCCCAGAGUAACCAGUUCAACAUGCACGUGGAAUAUGAGUGGCAGCUGCGUCAGGAUGAUCUGGACGAGAGUGAUGAUGACCUGGACGACAAGACAGGUCCAGUAAAGAAGGGCCGCUCUUCUCGGCCCUUCAAUCUGUACCAGACCCACACCAGCUCCUCCACCCUGGACCGAGGAGGAGGUGGACUCUUCAGUGUGGGUCGCAGGCUAGCACUGGCCCACAAUCAGAAGCGGGAGGUGUACGCCAGUCCCAGCUCUCACACGCGCAGCCUUGACAGCCCCCUGCAAGCGUCUCUCCCUUCUAGAGUCAAAGCUCCAAAUGUCCCACCUCCUCCUCCCCCGGUUAGCCCACCAGUGGGCUGGGGUGAUGUCAUCAUCCCCACCACAAGUAGCAGCAGUAGCAGCAAGAAGAGGACCCCCCCUCCGCCUUUGGUUAUUCGCCACAAGCGCACCUACUCAGAGCCCACCCCCCAAGUGCCCCACAGCCCCCAUUCCUCCCGACAGAUCCACGCAGAUUAUGGGGUACCAUCAAAUUCAAAAGGCUACAGUGGUCCAGAGUCAUCCUUUCAGAAGUGUGUCUCAGGGUCUCCAAAAUACUCUGUGACUGCCCUUAACUCCCUAUCUGAACUGCCGGAGAGAGGAUUCCGCGCAGAUGGAGAGAGCAAAAAGUCCCACUUUGUCUAUCAGAUGCCUCAGCCCAGCAGCAGACACCCUCCUCUAAACUCCCCCAUGGCCCCCCGCUCCAUCAGCCUGCAGUCCAAUGGGGCCUCCUCCCACCAAGGCGAUCCCCCACACCCCAUGCCCAGGAGAGCACUGCCCAAGCCAAAAGUGAUGCGGGUCCAAGCCAUCUAUGGCUGUGUGGGUGACCACCAUGAUGAGCUCACUUUCAACGAGGGUGAGGUAUUGGUUGUGCUUGGAGAGGACGAUGCUGAUUGGUGGCAUGGAUACGUUGAGGGCCAGCCAAACAAGAAAGGCCUGUUCCCUUCAUCUUUCGUCCAUUUGUUGUCUGACUGACAAGCCAAAAUCUGGAGGACAUGUUCUGUAAAGUAACCUGGCAACCUUGCCACCCUUCCCAAUGACUUCAGGACCAAGCUCAAACUUAUUCCAUACCUUACCUAAUUGUUAACCUAAAGAUGUAGGGGCUACCGGACCUGGGCUCAGACAUUCCUUUGAGUUGUUAGGGGACCUUUUUUCCUGAACAAUGUCUGUUUUUUCUGGUUGUAUUUUGCUUUUCGUGUGUUGUGUAUUUUAAAUGGAUAUAUAUGAAUGUGUAGUUUAAUGUGUUUUGUGUAUUUUGAUGUGUAUUGUGCUAUACAAGGCUCAUCUGGAAAAGAGACCUUGGUUUCAGCAAUGACUCCCUAAUCAAAAUAAAGGUACAAAUAUUAAGAUACCCAAGGAUCAUGGUGCACUCCGGGAACUUUGGUUCUGAUCAUGAAUGUACGCCGAUGGAGAGAACAUUGUUUGAACAUCACCGCUCAAGUUCUCCUCAUCUUGGGGAAGCCAUAUGUUUACAUUUUUUGCUUUGUUUUUUUGUGUGACUAAAUCUUUAUUCAUUUUAU
This is a messenger RNA of Oncorhynchus keta (chum salmon), 3853 nucleotides long. Its product is annotated as un-named sa1614. Gene Ontology annotation, biological process: positive regulation of GTPase activity. The record is from RefSeq and is a predicted model, not a curated record. Gene Ontology annotation, molecular function: protein binding; GTPase activator activity. The coding region runs from base 207 to 3308 and encodes 1033 amino acids. Gene Ontology annotation, cellular component: cytoplasm. NCBI's taxonomy places the organism in Eukaryota, Metazoa, Chordata, Actinopteri, Salmoniformes, Salmonidae. The transcript has 28 exons.